UCAAUAUGUCAUGGUCGCAGGUAAAUAACACUGAAAUGAUGAGCACCAAUUAUCCUACAAACAUUACAAAUUCAGAAGAACUGUUGCGGACAUUGAACGAUCAGCUUGCUUUACGGUACCUUCCUGUGAUCAUCUACAUGAUCUUACUGAUAUUUACUGGAUUAUUUGGGAAUGUACUUGUUAUUAUUGUGUAUGUUCGAAAGAAAACUAAAUCGUCACUCGACUACUUUAUCAUCAAUCUAGCAGCGCUGGAUCUGUUGACGGUUGUCAUCGGUAUGCCGACCGAAAUUGUCGAUCUUCGGUAUCCUAUUAUGUUUAACGCACCUGUUGCUUGCAAGGCACUACGAACAGUAGAAUCGAUGUCAGUAAAUAGUUCUAUAAUUACGUUAAUGGCAUUGGCUGUAGAUAGAUAUAACCGGAUAUGUAAAUAUGGUAAACAAAUGACAAUAGAAAAGGCAAAACGAAUUUGCGUGAUAGCUAUAGUAAUAGGAAUUGUUACAUGUUGGCCGGCAGCCAUUGUUUUGGGGAUGAAAACAAAAGAUGUUGGCAUUCCCGGUGUUUAUGGGGUGGAUUGUUCAACAGAUGAUUCAAUGAAGGGUACAAAAUAUCCUCUUGUUCAUUAUGGAUUAUUGUUUCUUUAUUUUGUUGUCUGUGUUGUAUUUUUUACAGUAAUUUACACUAAAAUCAUUCUGUUUAUCAGAAGGCAAAAGAAGAAAGGAAACAUAUCAGAAAAUCCUUACCUAAAGAAAACAAAUGAACUGAAGUCUUCGACAGCAAAAAAUUCUUUUACAGAUAUCGAAAAUGAUCAAAAUCAUGGCAAGGAAAUACAAAAACAUAAAACUCAAACAGACUGUGUUCAUCAAAAGUUAGAAGAGAAUAAAUCUCCACACAAAAUUCGUGCUAAAACUACUUUGAUGCUAGGGAUUGUCACCAUCGUUUUUGUUCUCAGCUUUCUUCCUUUUCUAACAGUAAUGUUAAUUAGAUACAUUAUCAAACAUUUUGAGAAUAAUUUGUCUGAGCCAGCAGACGUAUUUUAUAAAUUCUGUUCAAAGUCGUAUUUCAUCAAUAAUUCUGUGAAUCCGACCAUCUAUAGUUUUAUGAAUGUUCAGUUCAGAAGAGAUGUGAAACAAAUAUUUUCCAAAAAAACACGAUGUUUUGGAAAACAAAUAGUCUAAAAAGGUUACGCUCCGAGGUAUUUGACAGUAAGAGAUCGUUUGCUUAUUAAAUAACUUAUUCUACCUCAGUCGACAAAGUUGGAAUUAUAAGGUAUAAGUUUGACUUGGUUUUGAUUUUACAAACACGGCAUUUCUCUCCAGAAACAAAUCAAGAAACAAGAUUGUUGAUAAAUGUAUUGAUGACUGGAAAUGACUAAUAUAGACUCAUAUUCUACCAGAUAGGUUGAAGUGUGGAACAAGUUUAGAUUAUAUUGAAACUUCUUGUAAACUAUUAACGCCUUUUAGUAAUAGAAGUCAUUUAGCUAAAAUUAAAAUUUAGAUAAAGGGUGGCAACUAUUAGAUUGGAAACUUGGAGAUACGAAAUGUUAUCACUGGAAGAGAGAUGCUUCUUACAUUGUUUAAAUUUUGUUGAAGUCUUUGUACUACAUUUAUUGAAUUUGAUGCACAUUUUAUGAAUACAACCUAUUGCUCAAUUAUAGUAUUCUUAUUCGCUUUUUAGAUUAUGUGCCAAAACCUAUAAUUUCAUUUUGAAAAGUAGCUGAGAAGUUUUAAUUUGUAAUACUAUGAUAUAUAUUUUUAAGAUUUUUCUUUACCCUUUAAUGUAUGUAUAUUUUAUUCUCGUAGUUAUGGUCUCUAAUAAACCCGUAUAAAUAGGCUCUGUUUGAAUGGUUUUACACUAGUAAUUUUUGGGGCCUUUAUAGCUUGCUGUUUGUUGUGAUCCAAGGCUCCGUGUUGAAGCCGUACUUUGACCUAUAAUGGAUUACUUUUACAAAUUGUGACUUGGAUGGAGAAUUAUCUCAAUGGCACUCAUACCACAUCUUCUUAUAUCUAUCAUUUGUAAAAAUGUAUCUUUUAUGAUUGUAUGCGUAAGGACGUAAAUAAACUAAUAUUUCAGAAUGUAGUCCGGAAAUUCGAUGUCUAUCUUUGUAAUUUCCUGACGAGUAUCCAUUGUACGCCCCUACCUACCUGUUAAAAUUAAGGUUCAUUGUUUUUUAUUCAUGUUUUAAAUUAGAAAAUCGUUAGCUGAUAAACCACUUUAAUCAUUAUAAAAGCGAAUUUUUUUAUCCAAUUUGCGUAAUCUAUAUUUGCGUGAAAAAUGUUCAUCAUUGAAACUAUUAGUCAUCUUUUCUUGGAAUGUACUCGAGUUAGAAAUAUAUGGAUAGAAUUUUCAGCACUUUUUCAAUUUAAAUGUAAUUUAACUUUAAUAUUAAAUGCAAAAAAUAUUGUUCUUGGGUCAGAGUCAUGGGAUGUUUCCCUAAAUUUAUUCACUGUUCUGGUUAAGUAUUACAUUUAUACAUGUCGCUUUAACACUUCAUUACCAACUCUUACAGGUGCGAUAGCUAUGAUCAAAAAUACCUACCAAAUAGAAAAUAUAUCUACCUCCUUUUACAGAUCACCUAAAGCUAGAGAGAAAUUUGAGAGUAAAUGGAAAUUGAUUAAAACAUCAUUUUUGUACUCAUUUAAGGCCAUAUAAUAAUUCAUAUAUAAUUAAUAAGAUGUUGAUGCACAUCACAAUUGGACAGUGAUUUGUGUGCAUCAUAAAAUUGC
Messenger RNA from Mytilus californianus (California mussel), 2723 nucleotides. Its product is annotated as dopamine D2-like receptor. Bases 6 to 1175 code for a protein of 389 amino acids. Gene Ontology annotation, cellular component: membrane. Gene Ontology annotation, molecular function: G protein-coupled receptor activity. The record is from RefSeq and is a predicted model, not a curated record. The transcript has a single exon. Gene Ontology annotation, biological process: G protein-coupled receptor signaling pathway. NCBI's taxonomy places the organism in Eukaryota, Metazoa, Mollusca, Bivalvia, Mytilida, Mytilidae.